CAUAGUCCCAUCCUCUCUCUCUCUCUUCUCUUUGUUUAGCUCCACAGCGACUCUCUCUCUCUCUCUUCUCCGGCGUCUCCGUUCUCCGGUAACUUUUCUGAAGAGGGAGAGAGAAAACUCUAAAACCGUUCGAUUCUUCAGCUCGACGAUUUUUUUAAAAAAAUAUCUUAAGCUUUCCUUAUUGGGUGUUUGAGGAUUCUGGAGUGGUUCUCAUAUAUGAUAUAAUGUGGGUUUGAUUAGCUUCUCUACACUUCUCUCGCCUCAUGGAUUCUUCUCACGAUGGACCUGCAGGUGACUCAUCGAAAUGCAAUGAAAUGAGUGUUGAUGAGAAGAGACAGCUUGUUUAUGAACUGUCGAAGCAAACACAUCUAGCUUCUGAAGUCUUGCAGGCAUGGAGCCGCCAAGAGAUUCUCCAAAUCUUAUGCGCAGAAAUGGGAAAAGAAAGGAAAUAUACUGGCUUGACCAAAGUGAAGAUCAUCGAGACCCUUUUAAAAAUUGUAUCCGAGAAAAACUCUGGAGAGAAUGAAGGGAAGAAGAGAGAUUCUGAUUGUUUGCCUACUCAGAGAAACACAAAGAGACAAAGAAAGGUUGAUAAUCCUUCUCGGUAUGUGAUUCCAGCAAGCAACAAUGUAACAAGCAACAAUGCCUCAGGGAGCUGCAGCUCGGUGAAUACUAAAGGUGAGAGUACUAUCUACUGCAACAAUUUGGCUUGCCGUGCUGUAUUGAGACAGGAAGACUCGUUUUGCAGAAGGUGUUCCUGUUGCAUCUGUCGUAAGUAUGAUGAUAACAAAGAUCCUAGUCUCUGGUUAACAUGUAGCUCAGAUCCUCCAUUUGAGGCUGAGUCUUGUGGAUUCUCAUGCCAUCUCGAAUGUGCUUUCAAAACUGAAAAAUCUGGUCUUGCAAAAGACAAGCAAAGUGAGGGAUGCUGCUUCUAUUGUGUCUCUUGCGGUAAAACGAACAGUUUGCUUGAAUGUUGGAAGAAGCAAUUGACGAUUGCUAAAGAAACCAGAAGGGUAGAUGUACUUUGUUACCGUCUUUUCUUAGUCCAGAAACUUUUGAAGGGCUCAACUAGAUACAAAAAUCUGUGUGAGGCAGUGGAUGAAGCUGUCAAGAGUCUUGAAGCUGAUGUGGGUCCUCUUACUGGUCUCCCUAUGAAAAUGGGUAGAGGAAUUGUUAACAGACUUCAGUCGGGUCCUGAUGUACAGAAACUUUGCUCUACUGCUCUUGAAUCUCUUGAAACUGUAAAACCUACAAAUCCUGAAGUUGCUGCGUUGCCUUCACUUCACAGCUCCAAGAUGCAGCAAGAUUGUUCUUAUGUAUUGAGCAAUGAGAUAUCUGCAGAUACAGCAACCACAGGAUCAACCAAGAUCAGGUUUGAGGAUGUAAACGCGACUUCACUCACAGUGGUUCUCGCCUCUAACAAUAUUCCCUCACCUCCAAACAUCGUCCAUUACAGUAUUUGGCAUCGUAAGGUACCGGAAAAAGAUUACCCGGAGAAAUCGACUUGCACAUUGUUUACUCCAAACACAAGAUUUGUCGUCUCUGGAUUAGCUCCAGCUUCUGAGUAUUGCUUCAAAGUUGUGUCCUAUAGCGGAACUAGAGAAAUGGGCGUCGAUGAAAUAAAUGUUUUGACACGUAGCGCUGAAGAAGGAGCGAAUUGCUCUUCCGCAGUUGAAAGAAGCGAAAGCCCUCUCACAAAUUGCAGCACGCUGUCUUCUAAUCCUUCUUCUGUUGAAGCAGAGUCCAACAAUGAUUACAUUGUCCCGAAGAGGCCAUUAAAGAACGACGACAACAAUUCUCCUUCAGUCGAUGAAAGUCCUGCGAAAAGGGAGAAGAGGACAACGGAAUCAGACAUUGUACAGAUUGAGAACAGUAACGUUGAGCAGAUUGUGUUGUUGGAGGAGGAAGAGCAAGAAGCUGUUCUGGAUAAGAACGGAGCAGGCUCUGGAUCCGAAACCCCAGUCCUGGCUACUACAACGAAUCUUGUUAGUAACAGAAACAAUUCAGAUGCGAGUUUGCCAAUCACUCCCUUCAGGUCAGACGAAAUCAAGAACCGUCAAGCUAGAAACGAAAAACCUGUAAACUUUAACAACGGGGAUCAUUCAGCGAACGGAGGAUCAGAGAGCGGACUAGAGCAUUGUGUGAAGGUUAUAAGACAGCUCGAGUGUUCAGGACACAUCGACAAGAACUUCAGGCAGAAGUUUUUGACUUGGUACAGUCUAAGAGCGACGUCACAAGAGAUUAGAGUUGUGAAGAUAUUCAUCGAGACGUUCAUUGAUGAUCCCAUGGCUUUAGCUGAGCAGCUCACUGAUACAUUCGAGGAUCGUGUUUCGAUCAAGCGCUCAGGGAACGGUGCUAGCGGCGGUGCGUCUGCGGUUGUUCCAUCUGGAUUCUGUAUGAAGCUGUGGCAUUAGAGGAACGGGGUCUCUCUCUCAUAUAUGGGUUUAAAAAUCGUUCUUUUAUUUUAGUAGCUUCUUUCUUGUCAUUUUCAAAACUUUAUUCUAAUUAUUGGGAAAUUUGCAUUAUUGGAACAUUUCCAUGCAAGAACAGUACUCUACUGUUGCUAUCGAAUAGUUUUUUUUUGUUUUGUCGGGGAUUAUCUAUAUUUUAAUGGAUUUGAUUCCAUUUAUAAUU
Capsella rubella is the source of this 2634-nucleotide messenger RNA. RefSeq names its product VIN3-like protein 2. The record is from RefSeq and is a predicted model, not a curated record. NCBI's taxonomy places the organism in Eukaryota, Viridiplantae, Streptophyta, Magnoliopsida, Brassicales, Brassicaceae. Gene Ontology annotation, molecular function: protein binding. Gene Ontology annotation, biological process: vernalization response; epigenetic regulation of gene expression. The coding region runs from base 264 to 2414 and encodes 716 amino acids. The transcript has 5 exons.